This is a messenger RNA of Rattus norvegicus (Norway rat), 2577 nucleotides long. RefSeq lists its product as uncharacterized. Gene Ontology annotation, cellular component: nucleus. The coding region runs from base 234 to 1796 and encodes 520 amino acids. Gene Ontology annotation, molecular function: sequence-specific double-stranded DNA binding. The transcript is spliced from 4 exons. The record is from RefSeq and is marked validated. Lineage: Eukaryota; Metazoa; Chordata; Mammalia; Rodentia; Muridae.
UUUAACUGCGAGUCUGAGGAAGGCUCUAGUGUGUUCCGUGUGGGGGUUGGGGAUUUAGCUCAGUGGUAGAGCGCUUGCCUAGGAAGCGCAAGGCCCAGGGUUCGGUCCCCAGCUCCGAAAAAAAGAACCAAAAAAAAAAAAAAAGAAAGAAAGUAUAGUGUGUGUUCCGUGUGUUGCGCUGAGUCUGGCUGCUGGGAGCUGUGAGGAGAGCGGGCGAGCUGGGAAUCCGCGCCAUGGCUGCAGUGACCUAUGAGGAUGUGCAUGUGAACUUCACCCAUGAAGAGUGGGCUUUGCUGGAUCCUUCUCAGAAGAGUCUCUACAAAGAUGUGAUGCUGGAAACGUGCAGGAACCUCACUGCUAUAGGCUACAAAUUGGAAGACAGCAAGAUUGAAGAACACUGUCAACGUUCUAGAGGACCUGGAAGAUACAAGCCUUGUGAGCAUUGGGGACAUGGCAGGGAGCAAUGUACCUUUGCACAUAAGAGUUUUCUUCAGACAUAUGAAAGAAUCCAUAUUGAAGAGAAGCCCUAUGAAUGCAGUCAAUGCAGUAAAGCCUUUGCAAACUUCCGUAGUCUUCAAAAACAUGAAAAAAACCAUACUAGAGUGAAACUCUAUGAAUGUAAUCACUGUGGUAAAGCCUUUCCAAGUCCCAGUUCUCUUCAAAUACAUGAAAGAAUUCAUACAGGAGAGAAACCCUAUGACUGUAAUGAAUGUGGUAAAGCAUUUACAAGUCGAAGUAAUCUUCAGGUACACAAAAGAACUCACACAGGAGAGAAACCCUAUAAUUGUAAUGAAUGUGGUAAAGCAUUUGCAUCUCUCAGUUAUCUUCAAAUACAUGAAAAAAUUCACACUGGAAGUAAACCUUAUGGAUGUGACCUCUGUGGUAGAGCCUUUACCCGGCGCAGUAGUCUUCAAAUGCAUGAAAGAAGUCACACUGGAGAGAAACCUUAUGAAUGUAAUCAUUGUGGUAAAGCCUUUGUUUGUAACAGUGAUCUUCACAGGCAUGAAAUACUUCAUACUGGAGAGAAACCCUACACAUGUAAUCAGUGUGGUAAAGCCUUUACACGUUGUAGAGGUCUUCGAAAUCAUGAAGAAUAUCAUAUUCUUGAGAAACCACAUAAAUGUACUCUAUGUGGCAAAGCCUUUGCAUAUCACAGUAAUCUUUAUAGACAUGAAAGAUAUCAUACUGGAGAGAAAUUGUACCAAUGUACUCAAUGUGGUAAAGUCUUUACAUGGCGCAGUAGUCUUCAAGUUCAUGAAAGAAGUCACAGUGGAGAGAAACCUUAUGGGUGUAAUCAAUGUGGAAAAGCAUUUCUUCUUCGCAGUAGUCUUCAAAUACACAAAAGAACUCACACUGGAGAGAAACCUUAUGAAUGUAAUCAGUGUGGUAAAGCUUUUGCACGUCGCUAUUCUCUUCAAAUACACAAAAGAAGUCAUACUGGAGAGAAACCCUAUGAGUGUAAUCAAUGUGGAAAAGCUUAUGCAAGUGGUAGUAGUCUUCGAAAUCAUGAAAAACGUCAUACUGUUAAGAAACCUUAUGAAUGUAAUCAGUGUGCUAAAGCCUUUUCAUGUCACAGUCGUCUUCAAAUACAUGAAAGAAAUCAUACUGGAAAGAAACUUUAUGAGUGUGGUCAAUGUGGAAAACCCUUUAAAAGUCAAAAUAGUCUUCAAAUACACAGGAGAACUCAUACUGGAGAGAAACCAUAUAAAUGUACUCAAUGUGGUAAAAACUUUCCAAGUAGCAGUAAUCUGUAUAGACAUGAAAGAAAUCAUACUAGAGAGAAACUGUAUGAAUAAUUACUUUGGUAAAGCAUUUCCAAAUUGGAGUAGUCUUCAUAGUCAUAAAUCUCAUUCUGAAGAGAACCCCUAUUUGAAUAUAAUUGAUUCAGUAAAAGCUUUGGCACAUUAGUGUAAACUUCAGAUACAUUAAAGAUCUUAUACUGGAGAGAAACCUGAUGAAUAUAAUCCGUGAUAUUGCUUCUAUAUGUUUUCUUUAAGGUUAUGAAAGAAUUCCUACUGGAAAGAAACACCCUGAAUCUAAUAAGUGCAGUAAAGCCUUACACAUCAAGCACAUUUUCCCACUGAACCAUCUCAUUGUUGUUUAUGUAAGAUUAGUGGAACCAUUUCAUCUUUUUUUUUUUUUUUUCUUUUCUUUUUUUCAGAGCUGGGGACCGAACCCAGGGCCUUUCGCUUGCGAGGCAAGCGCUCUACCACUGAGCUAAAUCCCCAACCCCUCCAUUUCAUCUUUAAAAUAGUGUCUUGUUUUCAAAAUGUCCGCAAAUUGUCAUCCAAGGAUAGAGGAUCACAGAAUAAUUCGAAUAAAAGAGUAAAGAGGUAUUAGACACCUGUGAAUUGUUGUCUGACUGGAACAUGCACACCAGAGCACAGUUUUAUACACGCAAGUAAAAUUUAUUAAAGAUGAAAUUAAAGCAAAGAAAUAACCAAAAUAUUCAGAACAUGGGCUGGGGAAAUGGCUCAGUGGUUAAGAGCACUGACUGCUCUUCCAGAGGUCCUGAGUUCAAAUCCCAGCAAACACAUGGUGGCUCACAACCAUCUGUAAUUAGAUCUGAUGCCCUCU